Messenger RNA from Aspergillus ochraceoroseus IBT 24754, 1723 nucleotides. RefSeq lists its product as uncharacterized. The transcript has 4 exons. Bases 219 to 1568 code for a protein of 449 amino acids. Lineage: Eukaryota; Fungi; Ascomycota; Eurotiomycetes; Eurotiales; Aspergillaceae. The record is from RefSeq and is a predicted model, not a curated record.
GCUGCGAUCAAGAAGGCGGCUUACCACGGAUUGGUCCCUGCAUUGCACAGCGCGGCGGAACACUUCGUUCAACGGCCUUCGGGUCAUUGACAGGCGUAUUCUUUGGCACUUUCCUCUCUCAGAGAAGAACCCUUUUCAUCAGGUCUUGGGCUAUAUGCUUGAGGGUGGAGAAGAGGUUUUGUGGUUUUGUAAAUUGUAAGAAAGGCUCUGAAAUAACCAUGUUGCUUAUACAGGUUCAGCAUACCAAGGAGUUCAAUGUAUUACAUCGUUUAGAGUUCGUCGGCCAACAAGAACGAUUCUUCUCUUUCCUUGAGAGCAAAUCAGAAUGGAUUCGAGAUAUUGUUGCACAUCAUUUCAAUCAACAAUCUUGCGGUAUCAGUAUUGCCUGCAGAACGGAAUGGCUUCACGGUAGUUUCAAUGUCUGCAUACCAGUAACCAUCGACCAGGGCCCACGCGUCCUCUUUCGUUUGCCCUUACCUUACCGUGUUGGAGAAAACUUCAGGCCUGGAAAUGCGGACGAGAAGAUUAGGUGUGAAGCUGGCACGUAUGCUAGUCUAGCGACUCUUUCUCGUUAUGCUCGCUACGACAGCCGAUUGUCUCAUAAAUAUCAGGGGAUGCCAGGUUAUUUGUUGAUUGAGUAUAUUGAAGAGUCAACCGGAACUAUGCUGUCAAAGACAUGGGAUGCACAGAAGGACAAUAUUGAAUUGCGGACCAACCUCUUUCGUGACCUCAGCCGAAUAUUUCUGAGCUUUGCGCGGCUUCCACUGGAUCAAAUAGGAUCUUUUAUCGUCUGUGAUGAUGAAAGUUUGCGCCUGGCAAACCGACCGUUAUCCCUAGGACGUCAGGACCUAGAAAACGAAGGGAUACCUAUUGAUAUGCCACGCGGUUAUGUAUACUCGUCAACUGACUCCUAUGUAAUUGAUUCGCUUGCUUAUCACGAUAGUCGGCUACAGUGUCAACCUAACGCAAUAAAUGAUACACAUGAUUUCAUCUACCAAACGUCAACUCUUACUGCUAUGCGUACAAUACUUCCACUAUUUUUUCGACGGGAGCUUCGUCGAGGUCCAUUCUUCUUCUGUCUUACUGAUCUCCAUCAGAGCAAUAUUUUCGUUGAUGAAAAGUGGCACAUCACAGCUCUGGUUGAUCUGGAAUGGGGAUGCUCUCUUCCCGCUGAGAUGAUACAGCCUCCACACUGGUUUGUUGACCAUGCUGUUGAUCGUAUAGAUGCCAACGAGUUUGAUGAUGUCCGACGAGAAUUCAUGGAGAUCCUCGCAGCAGAGGAAACAAAUACGUUCCCUAGUGAGCCAAAAUUGUCGGGCAUCAUGAACAAGGCCUGGGAAAUGGGAACAUUUUGGUAUACCCUCGCACUGACAAGCCCCUCUGGGCUAUUCACCUUAUUUGACAAGAUGAUUCAGCCUGAUAAUGACAAAACACUGCCCGGACGAUGGCUCAUUCUAUCAAGUGAUGACAUGAUUAUGACCAUCUGCUCCAAGAAGCCUUCAAGGGACAAUAAAUCACUGGCUCUGCCCCUGAUCUUCGGAAACUCCUUUCUCCACAGCCUCUUCUAACAAGCGCGCAAUUCUUUCCUCUGAUAUCCUCUUUCUGUUGUCCUGAGCAGCUUUGGCUGAACAGUAUUAUUCUGCCCAAGUUGGGGGGUUGGCGUUGGGCAAAUGGUUAUGCAACCAUCAGGCACUAAUCCUAGGUCAGCCGACACUGUAUAGUC